Messenger RNA from Cloeon dipterum, 1686 nucleotides. RefSeq lists its product as uncharacterized. NCBI's taxonomy places the organism in Eukaryota, Metazoa, Arthropoda, Insecta, Ephemeroptera, Baetidae. The coding region runs from base 91 to 1563 and encodes 490 amino acids. The transcript has 4 exons. The record is from RefSeq and is a predicted model, not a curated record.
UUCAAGAUCAAAAGUAUGCCACUGAAACUGUUCAAAAUGUAAUCAGCAUAUGUUCUUAAUUUAAUUUGCCACGUCAGGUGAAGAACAAUCAUGGAUAUAUUUGAGCUGAGACAGGUACUUAGGCAACUAACAAAACCCAGGAUCAAAAAGCGCGAGCUCGCAUCUUCCAGUCUUCGAAGUCUAGCGAUGCAAGCGAUCGUUUCUGACGCUAAUUUUUACUGGAUCAUGGGCAGCAUAACGCGUUGCAAUCCAUUCAGCCCCUUACCUGACACGGUGAAGACCGAACUGCUGGGCGCGUUGCUGAAGAGGCAGGACUCGGUGAACACAGAGGAGCACGGUACGGUGAGCGCCAUCCAGUGGCUGCUCAAUCCGACCGUCACUAAGUUCACCUUUCCGCACUUCCACUUCAGGGAGUCGCGUUACUCUGACCUCUGGAAGGUGCUAACCCUGAGAUGCCCACAUCUGCAAACCGUCAGCUGGACCUUGGGCGGCUCGAACAGAAACGUCGCUCACAGAGCCAACUUCUUCAGCAGCAUGGUCCAGUUCAGGGAUCUGCAGGCCAUUCACAUGCAUGAUUUCAUCUGCGACGACCUCGAUCUGUGCAGACUGGCAGCAAAUUUGCCGAAACUCAGGAGUUUGGACAUUUGCUUCUCAAGCGACGUGUCCAGCCUCGGAAUCAAUGCGCUCUCUAAAUUGGAGCACUUCCAGGAUCUGCAGUUCGGACUGAACGCUGGAACUGAUGACACCGUUGAAAUGUUCUUCUUGCUGUGCAUUCAACGCCUACCAACCUUGCAUUCAAUUCAGUUCAAACUGCUAUACACCUCCUCCAUUCGCCACACCUGCAAGUUCACCGCGAGUGCCUUGCGGAGGAUCCGCGAGGAGCUAACACUGGCUCUGAAAACGCUAUUCCUAGAGGGCGAGGCCAAUCCGUCGCCGAAUUUACUUCUUCCUAACCUUGAAACGCUAUAUCUCCUCAAGCCGUCCACCGAAUUUUUCCCAGACGAGAGAUUUUCCAAGCUGACCGAACUGAGUCUACAUGACGCGGAUCCGAACGUGUGUGAUCGGAUUCUCAGGUCUGUCGGACGCCAGCUUCAAACGUUGUCGAUCAGCGUGACCGAAACUCUGGCGCUGGACGUACUCGUGCGAGAGUGUCCGAAUUUGGAGCAGUUGUCGAUCGAACAGGACGAGAAAGACAUUGUUUUUCACGAGCCCUUUAUUUUGAAGAAACUGAGGAAGUUGCACGUCAGCAUUAAAGACUUCGAGGCCAACCACUUGGCGCAGAAUUUUCAGCCUGGCUUGCUGAUGGCGUUGCUGCGCUGCCCACAACUGCACGACGUUAGUUUCGAAUGCACCAACCUAAGCGAGGAGGACGCCGCAGCCAUCAACUUUGCAGUUUUGAACAAUUCGAUUCUGCAGCAAGUGGAAAGCUUCGUAUUUCACACUGCUCGGAAGAGUGAAGUGUUUGAAGAGUUCCAAGAGCAGUAUGCUGAUUAUAUCAAACGCGUUCAGACACUUCUCAUCAAUGUUGCAAUGUACUGUCCUCGCGUCACAAACGCUUUAUGAGUGCAUCAGUGCAUAAAACAUCAUUACGUAAAAAUUGCUAGAAUAGCAUAAUUACAAUUAGCAUCGAUAUUUCAGUUGAAUAAAACGAAUAAAACGUCAAAAGAUCUCACAAACAGCUCCCAA